AUGGUGAACGGUAUGCUCAUUGGACCAUUUAUUCUCCCAAAUCGAUUGGACGGGAUGCAAUACCUAGACUUUUUGCGCAACAUUUUGCCUUCCUUGUUUGCCUGCUAUCACCAAGUCAUUGAAGAUAGACAUGUGACAUAUUGCGAGAUUGAGGUGUCCUUGAAGAUCUCAAAGACCUCAAUUCAAAAAAUUUUACAUGAAAAAUUAGGAGUAAGAAAAUUAGUUUCUCGUUGGAUACCAGAAAAUAAACGACAGUCGGCUGUUUGGGUGUUCCAAGGUGAAGAAAAGCCACCAAAAAUGGUCGCGACAUUUCUGUCAAAAGCGGGUCAUAUUGCAACAAUUCCUCUUAAUGAGCAAAGAAGUGUUGCUGCGAAUUGGUAUACCACCAUUUCUUUGCCAAAAGCCAUCACCGAGCUUCGAAAAAUCAACCCCGAAAGAAGUAUCAUCCUCCACCAAGACAAUGCAAGCUCGCACACAGGCCAAAAAACAAGGCAGUAUUUAACGGAAGAAAACGUGGAAUUAUUGGACCAUCUUCCAUAUAGUCCCGAUCUAAGUCGUAACGAUUUCUUUACCUUCCCGAAAAUUAAAAACAGACUGCGUGGUCAAAGGUUCCAGUCACCAGAAGAAGCAGUUGACGCAUUCAAAAAUGCCGUUUUGGAUCUGCCAGCAAACAAGUGGAAUAAGUGCUUCGAAAAUUGGUUCGAGCGCAUGCAGAUGUGUAUUAAUCUUCGUGGAGAAUACUUCGAAAAACAAUAA
Messenger RNA from Acanthoscelides obtectus, 756 nucleotides. The record is from the annotation of a GenBank genome assembly. NCBI's taxonomy places the organism in Eukaryota, Metazoa, Arthropoda, Insecta, Coleoptera, Chrysomelidae.